AUGAACCCAACAUCCUCGGAUCCUCAGACUUUGGGCCCAAAGACAACUGUUACUUUCCCAACUUCUUUACCCCAAUCUGAGUGCUUCGACCCUUUUCCCUAUUUUAAAUCUACUCCUCCUCCAGUGUGUCAACAAAGUACAAAUAAUGGUCAGUUAAAUGACCUAGUGGUGGAAUCAACAGAAAUUGAAGCAACUGCAGUAGUGGGUUCCCUAAUUAGGUUCAAGAUCGACCCCAAUAAUCGCAUCCUAGCUGAAAUCCUUGGUGUAUCAGAAACACAACUCCUAGAUGUUGAGAUUAUCGAUGCAAGGGCUUGUUGGGGAUCUACUAAUUUUGGUGUCAAUCGUACUAACUCUUAUGGUAGGUCUGGAGGUUUACUAAGUCUGUGGGAUAAUAAGAUGUUCACUUCUACUGAAGUUAUAUCUUCUUGUAAUUACCUGAUCAAUAUUGGCACUUGGGAAGGCAUCCCGAGACCACUAAUGUUUGCUAAUAUUAAUGGACCACAACCGGUACGUGAGAAAGCACUGUUAUGGGAAGAACUGAAAGGAAUCAUACAAGCUAUUGAUGGUGUGUGGAUCAUGAUGGGUGACUUUAAUGCUGUAAGGAGAUCUGAAGAGAGAUUCAACUCAAUUUUGAUGCUCUCGUACAACUAG
This is a messenger RNA of Lactuca saligna, 651 nucleotides long. NCBI's taxonomy places the organism in Eukaryota, Viridiplantae, Streptophyta, Magnoliopsida, Asterales, Asteraceae. The record is from the annotation of a GenBank genome assembly.